This is a messenger RNA of Olea europaea var. sylvestris, 2078 nucleotides long. RefSeq names its product transcription factor MYB3R-2-like. Gene Ontology annotation, cellular component: nucleus. Gene Ontology annotation, biological process: regulation of DNA-templated transcription. NCBI's taxonomy places the organism in Eukaryota, Viridiplantae, Streptophyta, Magnoliopsida, Lamiales, Oleaceae. Gene Ontology annotation, molecular function: DNA-binding transcription factor activity, RNA polymerase II-specific; RNA polymerase II cis-regulatory region sequence-specific DNA binding. The record is from RefSeq and is a predicted model, not a curated record. The annotation marks the transcript as partial. The transcript is spliced from 3 exons.
UUCCAAAGUGGUUUGGGAUUUUUUUUCACAUUUCAAGUUUGUUUGAUUUUGGGCAUCUUAGGGAGGUGUUUUUCCCAACAUAUAGGAAAGCAAUGUCGAGACAGAUGGAACAACCAUUUGAAUCCAGAAAUAAACAAGGGUGCUUGGACCAAAGAGGAAGAUGAGGUUCUUAUAAGUGCUCAUGCAGUAUAUGGAAACAAGUGGGCUGAAAUGGCAAAGCUUUUGCCAGGAAGGCUGGAGAAUUCAAUAAAAAAUCGUUGAAAUUGCUCUCUCAACAAGAAACUUGCUAACUCAAUGGCUUGUGGUUUCGCUUUAAAUCAUCCGGGAUUCGAUAUCCCUGCUUUGCAUACUCCUGGAUCACACUGUUUGUCCAACCAGAAGUUGGAUAACAAAAGGAAUGAAGAUUCGGGUUCCCUUGAUUUGUUUCUUCGAUACCCAGAAAGUACUCGAAGUCAUCUGCAGUCUUCUGAGAAUGGAUUUUCUACAAUUGUUCCAAGUGGAAGGGCAAAUUAGCCAAUGAAACUACUAUCAUCUACUUGCAAUCUGACAGAGAUGUUUCACAAUGGAAGUCACUGUACCGACAUAUCAGAAGUUAAGCAGUCCAAAGUGUUAGACCAUGGUUAUAUUCAUAAGCAGGAGCUAAGCAGCUCCUUGCCUCAUGCAGUUUCUUCAAAAUAUAAGCCAAAAUGUAAGAAUUCUCAUGACAAUAGAACCAGCAAAAAGGAGGCAUUUCCCUAUUCAACCUUGCCAAAAGGAAGGAGUUAUAAAUGUGAUUGCAUUGAAGUGCACCGAAAUCUGAUAGAUAAAUCUCAUGCAGGCUUAUGCUAUCAGCCACUUCAGGAGGAUGAUAUGAAAAUCUACAUGUCAAGUGGUAAAUUUCCAAGUACGGAUUGUUAUAUCAGGCCACCAAUUUCCACUCCAACUAGUUGUAUGAAAGUAACAUCAGUUUCAUACAGCAGCCCAGAGUCCAUUUUGAAGACUGCAGCGGUAAGUUACGAUAACAAGCCAUCCAUUAUUAGAAAACGAGCAAUUCAAGUUUCUCAACAAGCAUGCAGUAAAAGUAUUUCUGGUACACCAGAUAAAAUUAUGGAUUCUUUGAGCAACUUGCUUCGGGCAGCACAUAAAAAUCCAAAUACAGUGGACGACCAAUAUCAAGCUUUGAGACGACCUCUCCAUUCUUCACUCAAAUAUCAGAAGCUUGAAAAAAAUGAUGCUAUUAAAUCUGUGGGGAAAUGCCUGGAACGAGCAUUUGACGUUUUGUCGGAGUCUGAAAGUACUGACAUAAAAAAUUCGGUUGUUAAUUCCAUCCAUGCCGAUCAUGACUCAGAUAGCUUGACAAGAUCUUCUUGAAUUUAGCCAUUUUUUCUACAGAGAAGUAUGUGAUUUCACUCAGUGGCAGAACUUACCUUGGCACACCCCCAGUCUACAAAUAUCUUCUGCUAGUCAGUAUGGAUCCAUAUGAACUGUGGUUUACUUACUAAUUUUUUUAAUUAAUCCUUGUUUACAAAGGAAAUCGACAAUGCUUUCCAUUUAAAAGAUUAAUGGAGAAUUGUGGCAAUGAACUACUUGGCCUACUGUCUGAAUCUUGCUGAAUUCCAGUUCCCUUUGAAGUUGGUAUCGAGAAAUUUUAUUAUAUAAUAAAGUUAUUAAUUCUCUACUGACUUAUAUAGAUUAUACUGUAUAUUCCAUUCGGUCCAAAUAUGUCCAUCUCAACUCUCACUCAAAGGGCAUCAUACUGUGUAUAGACCUUAAUUUUACAGAGUAAUUAGCUUAAUAAAGCAGUUCCUUUUCUAUUUAAUCAGUUACUAGUGGUAUGUCUACUAGGUAGAGAUGGAUUUGACUGAUGAGCUAUGGCUUAUCUUUAGCAAAAAUGCAGUUUGUAUAUUGGAGUGAACCGUGCUUGAUUGUAAUUAGACUUUCAUACUCUAAUUCUGCUCUCUUUUGAUUUCACUAAUUGCUGCCUUUUUUCCUUACAGGUACAUUGAUAAUCUAACUUUUGUAUCACUAUUAGUUUACGAGUCUAGAUAAUCAGCUACAGAUGAAGACUUCUAUAGGGGAAAGCUUAGCAGUAAAAUCAG